This is a messenger RNA of Histoplasma mississippiense, 303 nucleotides long. RefSeq lists its product with no specific name. The coding region runs from base 1 to 303 and encodes 100 amino acids. Lineage: Eukaryota; Fungi; Ascomycota; Eurotiomycetes; Onygenales; Ajellomycetaceae. The record is from RefSeq and is a predicted model, not a curated record. The transcript has 4 exons.
AUGAACGCUAAUCCAAAGCGUGUACGGACAUGGUAUAUUUAUAAGCCCAAAAGCAUAGCCGUAUUAUUCGAAUGUGGGGAGAAGACGGUAGUAUUCCGCAGGUUUCGCUGCAGAAUAUGCCAGAAGAGUUGGUUUAAAACCGUUGCACAUGAAAGGGUCAUAAGAAGCAAAUCUAGCUGGGUGGAAUCGUCUGAAAAAAUUCUAAGGCGUCGCGGAAUCGUGAAACCAGUGUGGACAACGAGAGGCAAGACCAAGUUGGAUAGAGAAGGGCGGCUUUUGAACUACAUGAUUUUGGAGCCGUAA